Messenger RNA from Cryptomeria japonica (Japanese cedar), 3038 nucleotides. RefSeq lists its product as uncharacterized. Bases 227 to 2737 code for a protein of 836 amino acids. Gene Ontology annotation, biological process: regulatory ncRNA-mediated heterochromatin formation. Gene Ontology annotation, molecular function: helicase activity; zinc ion binding. The record is from RefSeq and is a predicted model, not a curated record. The transcript is spliced from 3 exons. Lineage: Eukaryota; Viridiplantae; Streptophyta; Pinopsida; Cupressales; Cupressaceae. Gene Ontology annotation, cellular component: nuclear RNA-directed RNA polymerase complex; nucleus.
UUUAAAAUUGAAAGAAGGAAAGAAAGAAUCAUUGUACUACACUUAACAGUCUACGUGGUGCCAAAUGCAUGUACCCUAUUCACAUCAGGAGAACUGUUUAAAGCCAGCUAUGAAAUAAUCUUCAGUCAGUCAUUCAUUUGUUCACAUCAAGCUCAUUCUCUGUAUCUAUCAAAACCUUCAACUUUAUUUCUAAAGCUGGCGGAUAUUGCAUUGGGGUUUCUCUAAAAUGGUGAAGAGUUUCAGACUCACCCAGAUCAUACCGCCCGCUGAAGAACUAUUAGAUGAGGAAGGCUUGGAAUAUUAUAUUCCUAAGAACAAAGUGGGAGAGGCAUACAAAGACACAUUUUCAUAUUUCGACACCCACUUCAGACUUCUCAGAGAGGAUUUGCUCGAGCCGUACAGAAAAGCUGUGAAGGAGCUGAGGAGAAAUUAUCAGCAGGAAUGGGCAUCAAAGAGAAAAUAUGACGAUGGAAGAGGUAAUAAGGAGAACAAUUGGUCCACUAGUAUCCAGGUAUAUAGGAAUGUGGAAUAUCUAGGUAUGAAGGCAGGGAGAGAGGGCAUUGAAUACGGUGUCCAUUUAGAAAUGGAUUGUUUUGUUGACUGGGAGAAUUCUAGGCUUUUAAUGAACAAUUCAUUGCUCUGCAUUUCUCAGGAUGGAUUCCUCACUUUCUUUUGGGCUACAGUUUGUAAUAGGAAUAGCCUUGGGUCUAACAUACUGGGUCUCAGACAAGUGGAUGGACAUGAGCUCAAUCUGCAAACAGAAACUAUGUAUUCCAUGUUUGAGUCCACCAAAGCCUAUUAUGAGGCCUAUAUACAUGCCCUCAAGGUUCUGCAGAGGCCAGAGAUGGAGAACAUUCUUUUCAAAAAACAGUUAGUUUAUCUUGGAUCUAGUUUGCAUGAAGAGAAAUUCAGUUUUGAUUGGAAAAGGAUUUGUAAGUUCCCUUCUCUUGAUGAUAGCCAGGAAGCAGCCAUCAAGCUAGGGCUCACUAAGAAAUUGGCUAUUAUUCAGGGUCCUCCGGGGACUGGAAAAACAUUUACAGGGUUGCUCAUUGUCAAGUCCUUGCUUCACAUAAUCACUUCUUGUCCAAUUCUUGUAGUUUGCUACACUAAUAGAGCUCUGGAUCAGUUCUUGGAGGGAAUAUAUGCCUUCGAGCAAAAUCUAGUGAGAAUGGGUUCUAGAACCCGAAGCAAAAUUCUGGGGAAAGUUACUCUGCAGCAUCUCUUGACGAGGAGGAAGACGAAGAGGAGCAGUUCAGUAAUCCUUCCAAAAUAUUUCCGUAACGCGGUGUACAGGGCAACACGAAAAACAAAUAAACUGGCAAAAGAUGUAGAGAAAGCCUUAAACUUGAAUGGAGACAUGUUCGGGGAAGAAGAAUGGUCAAAUUUGUCAAGUGAAUAUUUGAAUGCAUGUAGCAAAUUGCAAGAAGCGAAGAUAAACAGUCAGUCGUAUUUGCUUAGCCAAGUAAAUGUGGUAGGGAUGACUACUACCUUUGCAGCAAGGAAUUAUGAAUUAUUGACAUCUUUGAAAUCAGAGAUUAUUGUGGUGGAAGAAGCUGCAGAGGUUUUAGAGGGCCAAAUUCUUGGAUGCUUAAACCCUGGCAUUAAACAUCUGAUUCUUAUAGGUGAUCAUAUGCAGCUUAGGCCAUCUGUGGCAUCCUCAAGGCUGGCUGAGAGAAACAACCUGGAUGUGUCAAUGUUUGAGAGGCUUGUUAAAGGUGAGAUAGAAUACAAAACGCUGGAGGUGCAGCGGAGGAUGAGACCUGCAAUAUCCGCACCCCUGGUUUCAAGGUUUUAUCCUAUGCUAAGAGAUCACCAAUCUGUUCACGACUUCCAAGAUGUGAAAGGUGUUAAGAAAAAUGUGUUCUUCAUGGAUCAUCAGAAUCCUGAGGACCUUCCUCUAUCUCGAAGCAGGUCUAAUGCUUUUGAAGCAGACAUGGUGGUUCAAUUUUGCAUUUACUUAACCAAUUGUUGUGGUUACAGCCCACGUGAUAUUACUAUUCUGAGCAUGUAUAGAUACCAGACCGAGCAAAUCACGGAAAAAAUAAGCAAUUUUUACCAUUUACCCGGGAGGUGUUCUGAUUGGAUUUCCAUUAAGAACAUAGUAAAUCCUGAUGAUUUUGUUCCCAGAGUAAGAAGUGUUGAUGAAUUUCAGGGAGACGAGAGCAAUAUUAUAUUGCUAUCCUUAGUCAGAAACAUCAAUUCUAAUUGUUUAAAUACAUCUGAAAAGGCCCCACAAUCCAUAGGAUUCCUAAGGAAUCCCAACAGGAUAUGUGUUGCACUUUCGAGGGCCAGAAUUGGCUUGUAUAUAUUUGGCAAUGCCAAGCUUUUGUCAGAUAAUUCAGAUGAUUGGAGGGAUAUUAUGCAACAUUUCACAAACAAUGGUUGUGUAGGAAAGGGAUUAGAGCUAUGCUGUCCAAAGCAUUCAGAUAAUUCUGGACUUGUUAUUAAUAGAGCCGAGGACUUAAGAGAGUAUAAUGAUGGGCGAAAAAUAAUAUUUUGCAAUAAGAAAUGCAAGGAAAAGUUAAUAUGUGGGCAUAAAUGUCCCAAGAAGUGCCAUUAUGGAGGGCAUGAAAAUUUUAAUUGCAUGAUCAAAUGCAAAAAGAAGAUUGAAGCGUGUGGGCAUCAAUGCAAGAAGGUAUGCCAUGCAGAUUCAUAUGAUAAGGAAUGCUUUCCUUGCCUGGAAUGCCCAGUUGCCAACAAUGUUUUUGAUAGCUUCAAAGAUAUCUCUAUAGGCUGAUUCAAUCCUUUCCACUUUGAACUGCUCGUGUUAGUCUGAAGGUUAUGAUGUGAUGUGAGGACCAUAGUCCAGCAUCUAAUCUGAGCUCGUUAUGGAUUAAUUCUUGUCGAAGUUAUUUUUUUAGGUUACUCUUUGUGGGGCUUUAUAGAUAUCAAAAUUUAAAACAAGAAAGGCUGUGACAUCUUCAUGAAGUUAAUUUUUAAAAAGGAUUUGAAAGGGUAAGAAAGAUCAAAAUAUAUGAGUUGUCUUUUUCUAAUUGUUCAGGUAUAUUGUUGAUGUAUCAAUGAAGGUAUUCAGUAAA